Molecule: messenger RNA, 942 nt
Organism: Orycteropus afer afer
Lineage: Eukaryota; Metazoa; Chordata; Mammalia; Tubulidentata; Orycteropodidae
Product: olfactory receptor 9K2-like
Biological process (GO): G protein-coupled receptor signaling pathway; sensory perception of smell
Cellular component (GO): membrane
Molecular function (GO): olfactory receptor activity; odorant binding; G protein-coupled receptor activity
Source: RefSeq, a predicted model, not a curated record
AUGGGUGACAAAGCAGCAGAUAACUACUCAGAUGUAACUGACUUCAUUCUUGUAGGCUUCAGGGUGCGUCCAGAAUUCCACAUUCUCCUCUUCCUACUCUUCCUGCUGGUCUAUGGCAUGGUCCUUUUGGGAAACAUUAGUAUGAUGGUAAUCAUUGUGACUGAUUCUCAGCUGAAUACACCAAUGUAUUUCUUUCUAGGCAAUCUCUCCUUCAUUGACCUCUCCUACUCCACUGUUAUUGCACCUAAAGCCAUGAUGAAUUUCCUAUCAGAGAAAAAGACUGUCUCCUUUGUAGGUUGUGUUGCCCAAUUCUUCUUCUUUGCCUUUUUCAUUGUAACAGAGGGCUUUGUCCUGGCAGCCAUGGCCUACGACCGCUUCAUUGCCAUCUGCAAUCCUCUUCUUUAUAGUGUCCAUAUGUCAAGACGCCUCUGCACACAGCUGGUGGCUGGUUCCUAUUUCUGUGGCUGGGUCAGUUCUCUAGUCCAGGUCAGCGUCACAUUCUCGGUGUCUUUCUGUGCUUCUCGGGUCAUUGAUCAUUUCUACUGCGAUUCUUACCAAAUUGAGAAGAUUUCCUGCUCUAAUCUCUUUGUCAAUAAGAUGGUGUCUCUCAGUUUGGCUGCCUUCAUUAUUUUGCCCACAAUAGUUGUUAUUGUAGUAUCUUACAUGUAUAUUGUGUCCACAGUCUUGAAGAUCCCCUCCAUGGAAGGGAGGAAAAAAGCCUUCUCCACUUGCACCUCUCACCUGGGGGUCGUGAGUGUGCUGUAUGGGACUGUCUCCUUUGUGUAUCUCACACCUCCAAGCAAUCCUGAACUUCGAAAAGUGGCUUCAGUAUUCUACGUAUUGGUCACACCCAUGUUAAACCCUCUGAUCUAUUCUCUAAGGAAUAAGGAUGUCAAACAAGCUUUGAAGAAAAUCCGAUGGGGCAAAAAAACUUUAUUCUAA